AUGCGUUGGAUAUUCCCCGUUCCAGUUCUCCUCAUGUCCUGGUUCGGAGUGGAGCAUGUAAAAGCCAACUCGUGCAUACGAACUGUAACAGCUACAGUCAGUGAGUCGUGUAGGGAGCUCGUUUUAAUACAGCCAACUUCCUCAGCCCGGACUAUAUACUGUUACGAGUGUGACAGCUGGACGGACAGCCGGUGUAAGGACCCCUUCAACUACACCGCGCUGCCCAGGGACCAGCCUCCGCUGCAGACCUGUAACGGAUGCUGCGUCAAGAUGGUGCGAUACUCCAAGAGCCCAUACGAGGUGGUCCGCCGCACGUGCACGUCCCAGCUGCAGAUCAACCUGUUCAUGGUGGAUCACGUGUGCAUGAUGGAAAGUACAGGCACUGGUCACAUGUGUUUCUGUGAGGAGGACAUGUGCAACGCCGCCUCCCGCGCCGACCUCCCCCUGGCGCUCGCACUGGUCUUGUUAGCAUGUGCAUGUUGCAGGUGA
This is a messenger RNA of Danaus chrysippus (African queen), 489 nucleotides long. NCBI's taxonomy places the organism in Eukaryota, Metazoa, Arthropoda, Insecta, Lepidoptera, Nymphalidae. The record is from the annotation of a GenBank genome assembly.